CCAAUGGGAGAGCAGAAUCUGGACCCACCAGGAGGGGGCCUAGGCUGUGGGGGGCCCUUGUGUGUGAACUUAAGCCAGCAAAAAAGUUUCCUCUCAAGUGGGAUCCCCUCCUGGCUACCAGAUGUGCUGGACGUACCCAGCCCCCAGUGAUUUCAGUGCCCAGAACCUGUGACCGUCAGGCCAGGCCCGUUGGCUUUGGUGGCUCCCCUCUCCUCCAAUGUGAACUCAGAGCGGGCCCAGCUCCUGCUCACGGACUGUGGGAGGGUCUGUAGAGGCAGGGGCUGGCUGGCAGGGAGCAGAGAGGACGCUGGCCAAGCCCUCUGGGUGGGAAUCUCAGAGUCACCAACCACAGGAGUACAGAGAUCACAAGUCAGACCCCCAAAAUCAGUUGUUUGGCCCCAAAACUGCGGGAUUUUUUCCUUUGAAAAAGAUGAUCUCAUGGUGUCGGGUCUGUAUUUUGAGGUAUGAAGCCACCACCCCCCAUGUGCUGGUGGCCGUUCCCGCACUGCCCCUUUUCCCUGGGUAGGAUACAGUGGUUCUGUCCACACGGCAGGAGCUCUCUGGUUCCUGAUGACGUGGAGCCUCCAGCUUCUCUACCAACUCCCCCACAGUCUGGUUAAUUCAUUCUGUGCCCCCCACCCAGCCCAGCAAUCAGUUCUGCUCCCUGCAGGCCACACAUCUGCCUCUAAACCCACCCCCGGGCACUUCAGCUCCUCCUGCAGCCUGAGGGGUUCUUCACCCCCCUUCCAGGCCUGCUGCUUCAGGUAUGGAGUUGGGGGGUGGCAGACAGAGAGAGCCCAGUGCAACAACGACAGAAGUUACAAGUCUGCCUGCCCAGCCAGCCAAAUCCCUUCCCCUGGGAGCUGAGUCCAGAACUAAACCACAGGAGAAGGAGGGAGAGGCAAAGCGGAGUAUAAAUGGAGGGGAGAGAGAGACAGAGUGAGAUGGGGAGGAAGGGAGGGAGUUUGUAGCAGCCGCAUGUUAAACUAUUAGCAGCACAGGACUGGCACGUGGACAGAAAGCAGCCAUCAGGGCUGGAAAGAGAAGGGGAUUUCCCCCCAGGGAGGAGUGAGUUGAUAUGAAAAUCUGAUAUGAAAGCUCUAACGUCUGUUCCUCUCUUCCCAUCGCUCCAAGUCCCAAGCUUUAACUCCAGCGCUCAGUUCGAGGGAAUCAAAGAGACGUUCAAGAACUUCUCUCUGCCGGGAAAGCGGAGCGGCGAAAGCAGCAGUUUUUCCUCUUUCUUUAAUUCGACCUUAAACAUUUUGAUGUCCGUGCUUGGAGACGAGGGUACGGAGUUAUCACUGGAGAAUGCGAGUGACUCUUUCAACUCUGUCCUGAACAGCACCUCCCUCUGGGAUGAGGGAGGCGAGGGGGAGGUUGUGACGGCUGUAACGUUAGUCCUGGAGACAAUGGAACUGUCCACGCUGGCUAUUGCACUCCAGUCUCCGGAGAAGACAACACAGAACAUGAUGACACCAUCUAUGGCUGUCCAGACACGACUCAUCACAGGGAACUGCAGCCAGCACAGUGAAGUCUUCACACUGAAAGCUCACAAUGAGAUGAUGGACGUGCACUGUGAUACAGUCACCGGGGCAGCCACACGAGCAGGUUUGGGGGCUGCUGCUUUUAUUUCCUACUCCAACCUGGACUCCAUCAUCAGUGCGAGACGUCCCAGCGAGGGAAAUCUACCGGCUGGUGGGAAGCUGGAGAAGAGUCAUCUCAACUCCAGGGUGGUGAGUGGGGCCCUCGGAGACGGGAGACACAUUCACCUCUCCAAACCCGCACACUUCACCCUGCAACAUAAACAGGCCAAAAAAGAGGACGAAGAAUCCUUUUGUGUCUACUGGAAAGUAGUGGCCGGGAGCGGCAGCUGGUCUCAGGACGGCUGCACCGCCGUGGACACGAACAGCACUCACACCACCUGCAGCUGUGACCAUCUCUCCAGCUUCGCCGUCCUAACGGCUUUCACCACAGAGACGGUAUCUCACCGUGAGACUCUGAUCACAGGGCUGGACCCUGAGCUCCGCACUCAGCUGUGGGCAAAGCUCUCACAGGAGCGACUGGAGGCUUUGCUGGGGAAAAGGCUGAGUCGGAGCCGAGGGGGCUGGGCUGGGGUCACUGGUGAUUGUCCCUUUGCUGUGUUACAGGAGAGUUACCCACUGAGCAUCAUCACCUACAUGGGAUUGACCCUGUCACUGCUGUGCCUCUUCCUCGCCAUCCUCACCUUCCUCCUGUGCCGCUCCAUCCGCAACAUCAGCACCUCCCUUCUCCUGCAGCUCUGCCUCUGCCUCUUCCUGGCCGACCUGCUCUUCCUCAUCCCGGUGACACGCACCGGCAGUCCGGUGGCGUGUGCUGUCAUUGCUGGCCUCCUACACUACCUCUUCCUGGCCUGCUUCUCCUGGAUGUUCCUGGAGGGGCUGCACCUCUUCCUCACCGUCAGGAACCUGAAGGUCAUGAAUUACACCAGCGCCAGCCUGUUCAAGAAGAGAUUCAUGUACCCGUUCGGCUACGGCUUCCCAGCCCUGGUGGUGGCUAUUUCUGCAGCGGUGAAUCCUGACGGCUACGGAACUUCCAAACACUGCUGGCUCAGCCUGGACAGAGGCUUUCGUUGGAGCUUCCUGGGUCCAGUCUGUGCCAUAAUCCUGAUAAAUAUAACGUUCUUUGCCUUGACCCUGUGGAUCCUGAGAAACAGACUCUCUUCCCUCAAUGCAGGUGUGUCCACCCUCAAAAACCACAGGUUACUGACCUUUAAAGCCAUUGCCCAGCUCUUCGUUCUGGGCUGCACAUGGAGCCUUGGUCUCCUCCAAGUCGGCCCAGCAGCCACAGUCAUGGCGUAUUUAUUCACCAUCGUCAACAGCCUGCAGGGAGCCUUCAUCUUCCUGGUGCACUGUCUCCUCAAUCGCCAGGUGAGAGAGGAGUACAGGAGAUGGAUCAAGGGUUUCCAAACGUUGAGCACAAAAUAUCAGAUGUCCGAUUUAUCCAUGUCUGCUGUUCCCACCACCAGCACCAAGACGGAGUAACCCUUCUGCCAGGCGGAGUCGGCAGCAACCAGGGUCGGGUUCAAUACGUAGGGGUUCCAAUACAAAACCGAACCGGCUGGAGCCCCCUGUGAUG
Messenger RNA from Chrysemys picta bellii (western painted turtle), 3114 nucleotides. The record is from RefSeq and is a predicted model, not a curated record. NCBI's taxonomy places the organism in Eukaryota, Metazoa, Chordata, Testudines, Emydidae.